This is a messenger RNA of Capsella rubella, 3422 nucleotides long. RefSeq lists its product as uncharacterized. NCBI's taxonomy places the organism in Eukaryota, Viridiplantae, Streptophyta, Magnoliopsida, Brassicales, Brassicaceae. Gene Ontology annotation, molecular function: DNA binding; endonuclease activity. The transcript is spliced from 22 exons. Gene Ontology annotation, biological process: cellulose biosynthetic process; DNA repair; response to abscisic acid. The record is from RefSeq and is a predicted model, not a curated record. The coding region runs from base 31 to 3255 and encodes 1074 amino acids.
UAUACAGAAAACUUUUUGCUCCAUCCUCACAUGGCGGAUCUCUUCUCCUCUUCCUCCUCGAAACCAACUUCUUCAUCAUCUUCUUCGUCAAGGCUUUUCUUACUCAUCACCUUUCUUCCUCUUUCCUUAGCCUGCUUCGCCUUCCUCCUCCAAUGGCGAGGCGGAAUCAACGAUUCGGUUACGCAGUGGUUCGAAGAUAACUACAAACUCCCCGGGAUGUCCACCGUCGUCGAGAAAGGAACCCUUCGCACUGAUUCGAGCUGCGUUUCUCUUCUGGGUCAGAGCCGUACACAAUCGUUUCCUUAUCUCCGACAUUGGAAGCUUCCUCACAAGCCAGAUCUUAAACCUAAGAUAUGUAUAACGACGAGUACUUCUGCUGGGUUAGAGCAGACACUGCCAUGGAUUUUCUUUCACAAGGUCAUUGGAGUUUCAACAUUUUAUCUAUUCGUUGAAGGCACUGCUGCUUCCCCAAAUGUCUCUCGAGUUUUGGAGACCAUCCCUGGUGUAAAUGUUAUAUACAGGACAAAAGAAUUAGAAGAAGAGCAAGCUAAAAGCCGGAUUUGGAAUGAGACUUGGUUGGCGAAGUUUUUCUACAAACCGUGUAAUAACGAAUUAUUCGUGAAACAAAACUUGAAUAUGGAAAUGGGUAUCACUAUGGCAAGGGAUGCUGGUAUGGACUGGAUACUGCAUCUUGACACUGAUGAGCUUGUACAUCCUUCUGGAACCCGUGAAUAUUCCUUGAGAAAUUUGCUCCGAGAUGUUCCUGCAGAGGUGGAUGAAGUUAUCUUUGCAAACUACGAGAGCAGUGUUGAGCGAGCUGAUAUCAAGGAACCUUUCUCUGAGGUAUCAAUGUUCAAGAAGAAUUUUGCACAUCUUCCUAAAGAUGUUUACUUUGGAAACUAUAAAGAGGCAACUCGUGGUAAUCCGAAUUAUUUUCUAACCUAUGCAAAUGGGAAAUCUGCUGCGCGGAUUCAAGAUCAUCUUCGGCCCAAUGGUGCUCAUCGAUGGAACAACUACAUGAAGUACCAAAACGCCAUGGAACUACCCGAAGCUGCGAUUUUGCAUUAUACUUACUCAAGAUUUUCAGAUCUUACUUCAAGACGUGAUCGAUGUGGCUGCAAACCAACUAAAGAAGAUGUGAAGAGAUGUUUCAUGCUAGACUUUGACAGAGCUGCCUUCAUCAUUGCUUCAACUUCAACUUCAGAGGAAAUGCUACAAUGGUACAGAGAAAGAGUUGUAUGGACUGACGAAAGUUUGAUCCUAAAACUUCUUAGGAAGGGAAUCCUGACUCGCAUUUAUGCGCCAAUGGUUAUAAUCCAAGAGCUAAAAGAAGCAGGUGUUUUCAGCUCAGUGGUAACUUCAGCUCACAUGUCUCUCACAAGAGAUAGUAACAACUCUUCAACCUCAAGUAUUACUAGAAAAUCAUCUCAAGCAACUACGAGGAAAGUGUUAAGAGCUUACAGGCAAAGACAGUGGACGCGUGCAUGUACGCGCGCGCGAGUGAAAUUAGAAAUCGCGUUUGUGAAAAGACGCUCUUUUUUUGGCGGUUCUUUUCUUCCCCCUUCUCCUCUCUCUCUCUCUCUCGCUUGGUGUGCCCUUAAUUCGAUGAACAAGGUUCUUCAGUUAGGUCUCCAAAGCUCCGUCGUUAAUGUCGCCAAGUUUCUGGUGGUACCUCUUAGGGGUUUAAGAGCUGGUUCAUCCAUUGUUGGUGUUAGAGUAGAAACAAUAAGUAUCAACAAGAGGCUUAUGUCAAAUGCUAUUGUUAAAUCUUUACCUUUCUCUAUCAGCAACAACACAAGAAACGAACUCAAGAUAGUUGCAGCAGCAGCUACUGAUCAGAAUUGCAAUCAGAUGGGAAGUGAUAGUGAUAGAGAUGCAAUGGGGAAUCUUCAAAAUGAUCAAAAGGAAAUUGAGGCGAUGACAGUUCAAGAACUUAGAACCACAUUAAGGAAACUUGGCCUACCUGUAAAAGGGCGCAAACAAGAACUUAUCUCAACGUUACGACUUCAUAUGGACAGCAAUUUACCGGUUUCAGAUGGAAGCUCUGGUUCAGAACAAAAGGAAACUACUUCUUCCACCCGUUCAGAAAGUGUCACGAUCAAAAGAAAGAUCAGAAACAGGGAAGAGCCUACUGAAGAUGAAUGCAUUAACUGUGAAGCUUCUGGCAUUGGACAGAAAAGAGUAAAACAGUCUACUGAGAAAAACUCGAAAGCUAAAGUUUCUUCAAAAGCUAUCUCCAAAGAACGGAAGUCAAUGACGAAAACAGGUAAACAGCAAUUUCAGUCAAAAGAGGAAGCAUCAUCAACUCUCUCUAGUGAAUUUGUGACAACCGAAGAAAUUAUAUCAUCUCCGAGUCAAAGUGAACCGUGGACUGUACUGGCUCAUAAGAAGCCUCAGAAGGACUGGAAAGCUUAUAACCCGAAGACUAUGAGACCUCUCCCUCUACCAGAGGGAACCAAGUGUGUGAAAGUUAUGACUUGGAAUGUAAAUGGAUUGAGAGCAUUGUUGAAAUUAGAGAGCUUCUCUGCUCUGCAGCUUGCCCAAAGAGAAAACUUCGAUGUCUUGUGCUUGCAGGAGACUAAACUCCAGGAGAAGGAUGUUGAGGAUAUUAAGAAAACUCUUAUUGAUGGCUAUGAUCAUAGUUUCUGGUCCUGUAGCGUCUCAAAACUUGGUUACUCUGGAACUGCAAUAAUCUCACGGAUAAAACCACUCUCAGUUAAAUAUGGUACCGGUCUAUCUGGAUCAGAUCAUGACAUGGAAGGGCGCAUUGUAACUGCUGAAUUCGACUCCUUCUACUUAAUAAAUACUUAUGUCCCUAAUUCCGGAGAUGGCUUAAAAAGACUGGCAUACAGGAUCGAAGAAUGGGAUCGAAUCCUCAGCGAUUACAUCAAAGAGCUGGAGAAGUCUAAGCCUGUAAUCUUGACGGGUGAUCUAAAUUGUGCUCAUGAGGAAAUAGACAUCUUCAAUCCCGCGGGGAACAAAAGAAGUGCUGGUUUUACAAUAGAAGAAAGGCAAUCCUUUGGUGCAAACUUCUUAGACAAGGGCUUGGUAGAUACCUUUAGAAAGCAACAUCCUGGUGUCAUCGGUUACACCUAUUGGGGUUAUCGCCAUGGUGGCCGUAAAACAAACAAAGGAUGGAGACUGGACUACUUCUUGGUGUCCGAAUCGAUCGCAGCAAAGGUCCAUGAUUCGUACAUCCUCCCUGAUAUUAAUGGGAGUGAUCAUUGCCCCAUAGGCCUAAUUCUCAAGCUCUGAUUUAUCCCGGGCUUCAUCGUUCCUAGUUUUUUUUUUGGUUAAAGUUGUAAUGGCCUUUAGGGAGAGAUUCACAUGUUUUGCUUCAACAUAGAGAACUUAUGGUUAUGUGGAUCCUUGAUGUGUAUGAUACGUUCCUUGUUUUAUAAGUGAAGGCAUACUCUCAAUUA